Messenger RNA from Mollisia scopiformis, 1414 nucleotides. RefSeq lists its product as uncharacterized. NCBI's taxonomy places the organism in Eukaryota, Fungi, Ascomycota, Leotiomycetes, Helotiales, Mollisiaceae. The coding region runs from base 132 to 1268 and encodes 378 amino acids. The transcript is spliced from 4 exons. The record is from RefSeq and is a predicted model, not a curated record.
AACGGCUGUGGGCCUCGGUCUUUGUGACUUGAGGUACAAGUACAAGUACUGUACAUCUGGGUGCGCUGCUGCUAGUAACAUAUUCUGGUCUUCAAGCUCUUCAGAGGUGCAUCUCAUUCCAUUCAUACAGCAUGUCUCUUCUCAAAUCGAAUCUACAUCGUCUUGCUGCGAUUGUCCUCUGUUUUGCCCCAGCAAGUGUGAUCGGCGACACUCGGAAUUGGAACCCAACUGGUCAAGGAUGCGUGGACCCGAAAGGCUUUCUCUCUUGCUACGAUACGCAAAGUAGCAAUGCAGAUUCAUGUGUCUCCUUCUGCAAUUCCAACAACGUGCAAGGCACAGGAGCGUACACAGAUUGUAUAUUGGGAUGCAAUGGAGCCUGGUUGGCUAGCAAUGUGGGAUGCUGGAUUCAAAGCUGUUGGAAUCAGGUCUACUCUUGCGAGUAUCAGCUCACUGCGCUGAGUUACUUUGACGGAACCGACCUUGUCCAAAAUGCCAAUAUCCCAUUCUAUCCUCCACCAGAUGACGCAUCUGCAGGCGCUUGCUCUUGCAACCUUGGCUACGUCUAUGGCAACAAAACAUACAUCAAUUUCAACAAUGCGUGCAUAACAGUUGCUGGAAGUGGUGAUUUAGAUGCUACAUAUGAAUGCGAGUGCUGCGAAUUCUCUUUCCCAGUGUCCAAUAUCCUAAAUGUAUGUCCUAAAUCGGACCUCUCUAUCCUUGGAUUCCAACAGGAACUCAACGAUACUCAACAACUCAUCUCGAAAUCGACGGACAAUUGCGCGAUUCUUGACAACAAUUCCGAUACUUGCGUGUCGCAGUUCGGAUAUCCUUUCUAUGGCACAAUCACCAAUCCACUCAACCUCCCUGCUGAUGAGCCAGGAACCGAACCUCUCUCCAACCUACCUGGAAAUGCUUUCACGGACUUUGGAGAGCCUGCGUAUACCCUAACGUUGUUUCCCGGAUAUUCCAGUGUCAUCACUCCAGCUGCAUUCAAUGCAGAUGCUGGCGUUGCAACUGGUUCGGUGGAGGUGGGUUCUGCUGUGGUUACGGCCACUGCUGGUUCCAGUGGACAAGGUGGGAGUGUGGCUGCAACUGCUACAGGAAAAAAUACAGGUACUGCAGCGACGGCUUCAGGGAAGAGUACCAAUACAGGGUCUGCGGCAUCCUCUUCAUCGACCUCGACGCAGAAGAGUGAUGGGUUGAGGGUGGAGAGCAAGGCGGGUGCUGUGCUUGGCGCUGUCUUUGCGAGCUUUGCACUGUUCAUGUAGGAAGCUCCGCAUCAUUAUACGAAUUCAUACUGUUCAAGCUCAAGGCCUGUUUCCCUUCUUGGCUACAAAACUUGUUGCACCUUCACGAGAUACAACAAUGCAAUAUACCAGAGCUUCGAACCCCUCUCACUUUUAUACUUACUGAU